AGCGGCUGCCACCGGAGUGGCGUCGGUGGCUUGGGGAGCCGGCCGCCAUGGCGGCGGAAGCCCUGGCAGCCGAGGCCGUGGCUUCACGCCUGGAGCGGCAGGAGGAGGACAUCCGCUGGCUGUGGGCGGAGGUCCAGCGCCUGAGGGACGAGCAGCUGAACGCGCCCGACCGCGGCCAGGCCGAGGGGCCGUGCCUGACGCGGGAGGUGGCGCAGCUCCGGGCGGAGAACCGCGACCUGCGCCACCGCCUCUACCGCCUGCGGCUGUGCCUCGCCGAGGAGCUGAGCCAGCAGGCGCCGCUGGAGAGCGGGGCGCAGGCAGCGGCGGCGCAGGAGGAGNUUUCUCAGCCUCCUUCCAGUCAAACCCAAGAAAAGAACACUGAAGUGAAGGAGGAUAGCAGGCCUGAGAGGGAGGUGACAAAUCGACCAGAUUUUGUGAAGGAAAGAUUGAAGCUGUUUGAAAUAUUGAAGCAAGACCAUCAGCUCUUAUUUGCUGUUACUGACAAAAAGGGGAAUACAAGCAAUGUGAUCACAGUGAGAGUGGCUGGUGGGAAAACCAUGGAAGGGGAAGUCUGGAAAACAACACCUUAUCAAGUGGCCACUGAAAUUAGUCCAGAGCUGGCUGAAAGCACGGUUGUAGCCAAAGUAAAUGGUGAAUUAUGGGACUUGGACCGUCCAUUGGAAGGGGAUUCCACUCUAGAGCUGCUUACGUUUGAUAAUGAGGAAGCUCAAGCUAGACAGAGACAGAGAGAGAUUCAAGACCAAACUUUCCGACCUUGUAGACCUGAUGAGUGGCCCUUGGAUGGUGUCACCGAGGGCGGGGAUUUAGCAGUGUCCAGCACAGAACUGUCAGCCCUGGAGAACAUCUGUAAGACUAUCAUAAAAGAAAAGCAACCUUUCGAAAGACUGGAAGUCAGCAAGGAAGUACUCCUCGAAAUGUUUAAGUACAAUAAAUUUAAAUGCCGCAUCCUGAAUGAGAAAAUUAACACUCCAACUACGACAGUUUACAGGUGUGGUCCGCUAAUUGACCUUUGCAAAGGCCCCCAUGUAAGACACACUGGAAAAAUUAAAACCAUAAAAAUUUUCAAGAAUUCCUCAACAUAUUGGGAGGGCAAUCCCGAAAUGGAAACACUGCAGAGGGUCUAUGGGAUAUCCUUCCCUGAUAACAAGAUGAUGAAGACCUGGGAAAAGUUCCAAGAGGAAGCCAAGAACCGAGAUCACAGGAAGAUUGGAAAGGAACAAGAACUGUUCUUUUUCCAUGAUCUGAGUCCUGGAAGCUGCUUUUUUCUUCCCAGAGGAGCCUUCAUUUAUAAUACACUUAUGGAUUUCAUACGAGAGGAAUAUCACCGACGUAACUUCACAGAAGUGCUCUCUCCCAACAUGUACAACAGCAGACUCUGGGAAACCUCAGGUCACUGGCAGCAUUAUAGUGAGAACAUGUUUACCUUUGAUAUUGAAAAGGACACGUUCGCCCUUAAGCCCAUGAACUGUCCAGGGCACUGUCUAAUGUUUGCUCAUCGUCCACGAUCAUGGAGGGAAAUGCCUAUCAGAUUCGCUGAUUUUGGAGUUCUUCAUAGGAAUGAAUUAUCAGGAACUUUAAGUGGUUUGACUCGAGUUAGGCGCUUCCAGCAGGAUGAUGCCCAUAUCUUCUGCACAGUAGAGCAGCAACUACAGAACAGCUUGGUGGAAUUUGGAAAACCAUGGAAGAUGAACCCAGGAGAUGGAGCAUUUUAUGGCCCUAAAAUUGAUAUAAAAAUCAAGGAUGCUAUUGGCAGAUAUCAUCAAUGUGCUACAAUUCAGCUGGACUUCCAACUACCUAUUAGAUUUAAUCUUACAUAUGUUAGUAAGGAUGGAGACGAUAAGAGGAACCCUGUGAUCAUUCAUCGAGCCAUUUUGGGGUCAGUGGAACGAAUGAUAGCCAUCCUCUCAGAAAACUAUGGGGGGAAAUGGCCUUUCUGGCUCUCUCCUCGUCAGGUAAUGGUCAUCCCUGUGGGGCCAACUUGUGAAAAAUACGCACUUCAGGUGUCCAGUGCAUUUUUUGAAGAAGGGUUCAUGGCCGACGUUGACUUAGAUCAUAGCUGUACAUUAAAUAAGAAAAUACGAAAUGCGCAGCUGGCUCAGUAUAAUUUUAUUUUGGCUUUCUACAUCCUAUAUGGAAGCAAGGAAACUUCACUCCUGGUGCCUCUCAACCCUCAGUGGUUCUGA
Molecule: messenger RNA, 2204 nt
Organism: Leptonychotes weddellii (Weddell seal)
Lineage: Eukaryota; Metazoa; Chordata; Mammalia; Carnivora; Phocidae
Source: RefSeq, a predicted model, not a curated record